Arachis duranensis is the source of this 1311-nucleotide messenger RNA. RefSeq lists its product as uncharacterized. The record is from RefSeq and is a predicted model, not a curated record. Gene Ontology annotation, cellular component: membrane; endoplasmic reticulum. The transcript is spliced from 9 exons. The coding region runs from base 41 to 1075 and encodes 344 amino acids. Gene Ontology annotation, biological process: endoplasmic reticulum tubular network organization; membrane organization. NCBI's taxonomy places the organism in Eukaryota, Viridiplantae, Streptophyta, Magnoliopsida, Fabales, Fabaceae.
GGGAAGAGGAAGAAGAAGAAGAAGAAGAAGAGUGGAAAAUAUGGGUGAAGAGAGAGAAGAUCCACAGAAGAUUAAGCGAAUAGCGGCGGAUUCAUACGACUACGACAACGACCCCAGAUGGCAAGAUUACUGGUCCAAUGUCCUCAUCCCUCCUCACAUGGCCUCUCGAAACGACGUCGUUUCGCAUUACAAGCGCAAGUUCUACCAGCGCUACCUUGAUCAUGAUCUGGUUGUGGAACCAAUGUCAGCUUCUGGUUCAUCCCAGCCAGCACGAACCUCAACAGCAUCAACAUCGCCAUCCGGAGCAAAUGAACCAACCCGCAGAAGAAGCUCUGGAUCAACUGAUAGAAAUUCAGGGACAUCCACAACUGCAGGUUCCAGUCCAACUUCUCUGCAAUGGGAUCGACAGAUGAUUCUGUUUUCUGUUAAUGCUUGGGUAUUUGUUGUGGCUGUUGUUGCAGCCAUCCCAUUGGUACCUACUUAUCUUUCUCAUAGGGCUUAUCGACUUUCUUUUAUGGGUACUACUUGCUCUGCUCUGUUCUCAUUGUACUCGCAACAUGGGAAACCAAGAGCAUGGAAUAUGCAGGCCUUGCAAGUUUACUUUCAAUCCAUAAUUGCUUCAAAGAAUUUUAUAUACUUCCUCUACUCCCUUACAUUCGUUACAUCACAACUUUGUCUAAAAUUUGCUUUGAUCCCCAUCAUAUGUUGGGCAUUUGAACAUGUAGCAAAGUUCCUUAGACGUAAUUUCAGCCGCUCCACCUUGUACAGGAAGUACUUGGAAGAGCCCUGUGUUUGGGUAGAGUCAAACAGUACUACUCUCAAUAUACUAACAUCACAUGUUGAGAUUGGACUUGGAUUCUUGCUGAUUUUCUCACUAUUCUCGUCACAGCGUAAUGUAAUACAGACAUUCAUGUACUGGCAGCUGUUAAAGCUCAUGUAUCAUGUUCCAGUUACUGCCGCAUAUCAUCAGAGUGUUUGGGCUCAAAUCGGGAGGUCGAUCAAUCCAUACAUCCAUCGUUAUGCACCAUUCUUGAAGACUCCAAUAUCUGCAGCCCAAAGAUGGUGGUUAAGGUAGAAAAAGCUUGGAGUUUGGAGAUUGGAGAACCACCAAGACAAAUAUAAACCACGUGAAUAUCUUCAUUAGAUAAUCAAAUAUAAAGUGAUUGCAUCAUAUGAGCACCCUCACCAUGUAGACAUUUUAGGAUUCAUCAUCUUCAAAUAGAAACUGAUUUCUCAUUUCUCACAUGAAUGGCACCGAGAACUGGAAUAGAUUUUGGGUUCAAUAUUACUGAUCUAAAUCGUCAACGUCUA